UAAACAGAAGAUAAACAUUUACCCGACAAAACAACGGAUAACCCUCUUGUCACACCUCUCCGCAUCGGGACAACCGGAUUACAAAUUCUUCUAAAACGUUUUUCUUCACACAAAACCAGGAGACAAGACAUUGUCACAAAGUUUAAUGCCCAAAGACCUGCAUUUCGGCGAGGAUAAAGAACUCAAGAUCACCCCGCUCGUGGCUUUCGCAGCGUUGACAGGCUAAGGAAAUGGCAAAGUAUCAACCUGAGGGGGUUUAAGCCCCCCCCCCAUCUUCCCUCAAGCAAAUGCCUCAUUCUCUUCAUCGCCUCAUGGACCUUGAGACCUGUAGAGGGCGGAGCUUUUGAUUGGACGUCUCAUCCAUCCAUCUCUGGGGACACAAUUGGCAGCGGGUGGGAGACAUCAGCAGGUCUGCGCCAUGCCGUGCUGAAAAGCCUUCAACAGACCCUCCCCAUCCUCCCCUCAUCAGCCACUCGAGAUGAGCAGCUCCGCGGCCACCCCGCGGCCCCUCCAGGUGGCCACGCUGUCCACCUUCCUCCUCCUCCUCGUCCUCUGUCAUCAACCCCUGGCCUUGGCGUCGCCCUCCCCUUUCCCCAAGGACCUGGCGCCCCUCAACGUGGUGGGCCCGGAGCAGUCCUACCUCUACCCAGGCUUCCAGGGGCUGACCUCGGAUAACAAUACAGUGCGACUGGGCCUGGACUUCCAGCGGAUGCUGCGCAUUAACCACAUGCUCUACAUCGCAGCCAGAGACCAUGUUUUUGCAGUGAACCUCACCACCACCACAGAGCAGAUCGUCCCUCAGCAGCAGCUGACAUGGAGGUCGAAGGAUGUGAAGAUGUGUGCGGUGCGCGGGAGAAACAGCGACGAGUGCUAUAAUUACAUCAAAGUCUUGGUGCCCCGGAACGACGAGACUUUGUUUGCAUGCGGCACCAAUGCCUUCAACCCCGGCUGUCGCAAUUACAAGAUGGACACUCUGGAGCAGGUGGGAGAGGAGCUGGUGGGUCAGGCCCGCUGCCCGUUCGAGUCCCACCAGUCCAACGUGGGCAUUUUUGCAGGGGGGAACUUCUACUCAGCCACCAUGACUGACUUUCUGGCCAGCGACGCGGUCAUCUACCGCAGUCUUGGAGGAGAGGGCAGUCCGGUCCUCCGAACGGUCAAGUACGAUUCCAAGUGGCUCCGAGAACCUCGCUUCCUCCAUGCCAUUGAGUAUGGCAACUAUGUUUACUUCUUCUUCAGCGAGAUCGCAGUGGAGUACACCUCCCUUGGCAAGGUGGUGUUCUCGCGGGUGGCACGCGUGUGUAAGAACGACGGCGGUGGCUCACCACGGGUGCUAGACCGCUACUGGACGUCCUUCCUGAAGGCGCGGCUCAACUGCUCGCUGCCCGGGGACUCCUUCUUCUACUUCGACGUCAUGCAGUCACUGAGCAACGUGCUGCAGAUCAACCAGCGGCCAGCCGUCAUCGGCGUCUUCACCACACAGAUGAACAGUAUACCCGGCUCAGCUGUUUGUGCAUUCUACAUGGACGACAUCGAGAGGACCUUUAAUGGGAAGUUCAAGGAGCAGAAGACCAGCGAGUCAGCCUGGACACCAGUGGCCGAGGAACAGGUGCCCAAACCCAGGCCUGGCUCAUGUGCGGGAGACGGCCCUGCGGCCGCCUACACCUCGUCCACCAGCUUCCCCGACGACAUGCUGACCUUCAUCAAGUCUUACCCGCUGAUGGACGAGGCCGUGCCCUCGGUGGGUGAGCGGCCACUCUUCGUCCGCUCCGCCAGCAGGUACAAGUUGACCCAGAUGGCGGUGGACACAUCUGCUGGGCCUUAUAAGAACCGCACCGUGCUGUUCCUCGCCUCCGAGGACGGACACGUUCUCAAGGUCUUAGCGAGCACCGACCCCAAUGCCACCUCUGGCUCCACACUCCUGGAGGACAUUGAUGUGUAUAACCCCUCCAAAUGUGAUGUCCAAGGGGACGACAGGAGGGUCCUGGGGCUUGAGCUGGAUAAGGAGCACCACGCCCUGUUCGUGGCCUUCUCCACCUGUGUCAUCCGAGUACCCCUCAGCCGCUGCAGGAACUACGGCACCUGCAAGAGGAGCUGUCUGGCCUCCCAGGACCCCUACUGCGUUUGGCUGAAGACGGGGAGCUGUGCCAGUGUGACGCCUGGCUUUAAGGCUGGAUUUGAGCAGGACAUCGAGGGCGACCACUCAAAGUACCCCGACACCUGUCACAAUGUGUUGGCUACUACUCGAAAUCAGAACUCCGCAGCAGACUCGGCUUAUGGUGUCAAGGGAGCCCCGGAGAUGGAUAAGGCCAGCCACAGUGUCCACUACACCCUCCUGAUCGCGUGCGUCCUGGUGGCCUUCGUGCUCGGCGCCUUCCUCUCGGCCUUUGUGGUCUCCUGCUACUGCAGCCACAGUGCCCACCGCCACGGCCAGCAGCGCAGCAGCAGCAGCAGCACUCACCAGCAGCAGCAGCAGCACUCGCACCCGCCCUCGCACCCGCAGCUUCAGCAGCAGCAGCACUCGCACCACCAGCAGCAGCAGCAGCAGCAGCUCCAGCAGCUGCAGCCCGUGCCGGAGCGGUCAGUGUCCCGGCAGCCGUCGCAGCGGCAGUCCCUGAUCCGUAUGGGCAGCAGUGCGGGAGCCGGGGGCGCCAUCCCCCGCCAGCGCAGCAGCAUGAGCCAGUGGCCGGCGGCGCAGCAGCGGCUAGUGCGGGUCAGCUCGGGUUCAGGCGGCGGCUACGAGAUUGGGGAGGCGAGCCGGCCGCUCAUCCCCAGCGCAGGUGGUGGAGGCGGCGGUACCUGCCUGACACGGCAGCACAGCUACAGCGAGCCGCCUCACAUGCACCGCGCUGCCAUGGUGAGGCGCACGGCCUCGCUCAAGCCCCAACUGCCGCCCAAACCCCUCCUGCUACCCGCCUCGUCGCCCCUCGGCCAGCAGGGCAAGUUCAACUACUGACCGCCCCCCACUCCCCCCUCCUCAAGGACCAACCUAGCGUCCUCUCCUCUCCCCCCUUCUGUCCAAGGAUGCACACCACGGAGCUGUACAGAAAUUAAUGGUUGACUCUCGCUCCAGUGCAAUCCUCACACUGACUGAUCCUCUGGGACUCCGAGUCAUGCUUGGCAGAGAGAAGAGAGACACUCCAAAGCAUCUCUCCCUUAUGGCAGCUUGGCCAACGACCAAGAUGUCUCUGCGCUAUGAAGGAGAUUCAAGCCCCUGUCAGUGCUUAACCUGCAAGAAAUUUUUUUUUUUUUUUUUGUACCAUAUUGGUAUUGGUUAUCACAGUCCACACCGAGGAUCAGGAUCAGGGACGGAAGGUCACACACAGAUCAAGGCGCUGUGCUAAGUCGGGCGUUGCGCUCAUUGGUCGUCUUUCCCAAGAGGCCCUGGAAUGUAAAACCACAACCUUUGCGUCCUCUUGGGCUAUUGUCUAAUGCUAAGCAGCAGACGAGACCACAUUCGGAAUCAGUACACAGCCACUGUCACGGUUCCUUGUGCAACUUUGUUACACACUGCAUACUGCAUAUGUGUAAAGACGAGAGUAUACUGAAUGUGUGAGAAGUACAACGACAUCAGUCCAUGUGCAUUAACUCUACAAAGCAGCUGUGUAAGCGUUGAACAAGUGGACUUGCUGUCAUGGAGGAAGGAAGACCCUCAGAAAUGCCCGUCCAGCCACAGAUAGACUCUUUCGAUGGUAUUCAGCAAUAACCCAGCAACCGAUGACCAACACACAUCCACAACCUCUCAAUCCUGCAGUCACAUGCCUUCAAGAGAGGCUCCUAAAAGUUAAUAACUGUAAUCUAACCAGAACAGUUGGGAUGGUAAUGCCAGCUGGACAGAGUGGGUCUUCACCAUGGUGCUUUGUCAGUGCAGGCCCAGCUUCAGUCAGUUUGCAGUAGUACACAGAGAAAGCUUGAGAAAGAGAGAGGGAGGUUUUCCUUUGAAUUUGGUCUGUGCAGAUAGCAGUAGAGCACAGCUCAUGACGACCUGGGUAAGAAACCGCCCCCUCCCCAAGCUAUUGUUGCUCAUGGUUAUGUGCACAGUUGGCUGAAGUUCCCUACACUCUGCUCUUGUAGAGGUACCACAGUACCCCCUGGUGGACUGAAACCGCAACACAGCCCAGUACAGCAACACGCUAGAAGUUUUGCCUGUGUUACACCCCUAGUCAUAACUGUACCAUUGCUAUAUAUUUUGUGAACAAAUAGUGUACAUAAAGAUUCUGUGUAAUAACUACUAGCCAAACAUUUCUGUAUGUGUAAAUGUGUGCCUUAUUUAAUAUUAUGUGAUAAUGGAAAAGGGCAAUGAGUAUGUGUUUGCAUAAUGGGCACUGCUAUGUUUUCUUAGUCCUCUCCUCUCCUCCCCAAAUUCCCAAAGCAGUGUGUUAAGGCUGUUGUGUUAGCACUUUAUAUGACACCAUCUUAGAAUAUUACACCUGCAAAAUGUUGACCAACAAUGUAGGGGUAUGAUGUGAGCAUUCAGGGCAGUGUUGGUCUGAGUCGGAAUGCAUGAGUUCAAGUAUUGAGGUGUUCAACGAAGUGAAACCACAGUUCAUUUUAAAGUUUCAUUCUAUACAGUGUUGUCCCCUUGUCUUAUUCCCAUUUAGUAUUUUAUGUUUAUAUUGUUUGUAAAAAAAAUCCACUUAGUCACAAAGGAAACCAAUAGCAUGCACAGGGGUGUAGUCCACACUGGUAUUGAAAAAUGGUCAUAAAGUCGUCAUAUUAAAAGAAAA
Alosa alosa (allis shad) is the source of this 4724-nucleotide messenger RNA. RefSeq names its product semaphorin-6D-like. The coding region runs from base 479 to 2953 and encodes 824 amino acids. The transcript is spliced from 21 exons. The record is from RefSeq and is a predicted model, not a curated record. Gene Ontology annotation, molecular function: semaphorin receptor binding; chemorepellent activity. Gene Ontology annotation, biological process: semaphorin-plexin signaling pathway; axon guidance; negative chemotaxis. NCBI's taxonomy places the organism in Eukaryota, Metazoa, Chordata, Actinopteri, Clupeiformes, Clupeidae.